Molecule: messenger RNA, 591 nt
Organism: Lichtheimia ornata
Lineage: Eukaryota; Fungi; Mucoromycota; Mucoromycetes; Mucorales; Lichtheimiaceae
Product: ribosomal protein L24
Exons: 5
Coding region: 1-591 (196 amino acids)
Biological process (GO): translation
Cellular component (GO): ribosome; mitochondrion
Molecular function (GO): structural constituent of ribosome; RNA binding
Source: RefSeq, a predicted model, not a curated record
AUGCACCGUUUCAAAGCUCAGGGUAUCAGCUCUCGUCACAUUUCUGUUCCAAAGUGGGUCAACCCAAAGGAUCGCAUCAAGCAAUGGAACAUUGUCAAGGGCGACAAGGUUGCUAUUAUUGCCGGCAAAGACAAAGACACCAUUGGUGAAAUCAAGGCGGUAAACCGACAAACGAACACCGUAUUGGUAGAAGGAAAGAAGCUGGCCAAGAAACAUGUUCCUCAACAACCCGGUGCUCCUGAAGGUAUUAUGAGAAAGGAGAUGCCAAUUCAUUAUUCGAACGUCAUGUUACUGCAUCCUGAUACACAAGUCCCUACUCGGAUUGAACGUCGGCAAGUGGAAAAGACAUUGGAGGAUGGUCGUAUCACCAAGCGAUGGGCACGAUUUGUGAGAGGCACAGAUGUCGAGAUCCCCAAGCCUUCAGUUAAAUAUGAUGAUAGAAGCGGAGAGGAAAAAUUCACUACAUCACCUGAGGAUGUUAACAAGGUUACAUUCACUGGUCUUGGAGAACAGCAACCUCCAGUGCCUGAGGAUUUGGUCCGUGAGCUUCGAAACCCUUACAAGCGUCGCCAUAGCAACCAAGUGGUGUAA